This is a messenger RNA of Daphnia pulex (common water flea), 1412 nucleotides long. RefSeq lists its product as uncharacterized. The transcript is spliced from 11 exons. The coding region runs from base 114 to 1307 and encodes 397 amino acids. The record is from RefSeq and is a predicted model, not a curated record. NCBI's taxonomy places the organism in Eukaryota, Metazoa, Arthropoda, Branchiopoda, Diplostraca, Daphniidae.
CGUAAAAGUCAACAGGGAUUCAUUUCAACGUUGGUAGUACAUAACAUAGUAGAAAACCAGUCUAAAUUUGUGUGUGUGUAUUUUAAAAACCCGUUUUCAACUGAGGCAUUGUUAUGAGAACCACGUACGUUUCGUUGAGCUUCGUGCUCUGUGCCGUUGUCAUCGUUGGAUCUUGCCCUCUGCAUCAGUUGGAAGUUGAUUCAUCAGCGGUUGGAGAACAUUCACUUAUCUCAUCAUUUCAGUCACCGCAAAAAGAAUCAAUUAUGGGUGGAUUUAUUAGCCGCAACAGACGUCGUGAAGACAAGGAGAAGGAUAGUCCAAGGUUGGAAGUGGAACCAUUCGAGGCAGAACCGAAUCUAAAUGAGAAUGAGGUUGAUGAGCGCAAAAAAAAGUUUGACGAGCUUGAAUUGAAUACCGACGAUGGCGAUGAAGGAGAACAAGUAGACCCGUGUGAAACAUCGCCAUGCGUUCCCACUACGUUUGAUGAGAUUGACUCUGCUCCGAGUUUACCGCUUUAUCCAUCACUUGAAGGGAUGGAGUUGAAUGUCGAAGAAGUGAUGGACAGUAAUCGACAGAUGAGAUCACUGUGCCAUUCAAAUAAGACUGAUGAAGAAGAAACGAAAAUGGAAAAUCCGGGCGGUAUAAAUGAAGUGUCUCACCCUUUGUUUCAAAAGAAUCCAUCUGAAGCGGAAGUCAAAGAAGGAGAAGUUGGCCAAGCAGAAAAGGAAAGAAAUCAGAGAUCGUCUCCAAUGUUUCCUGAUCCAGAUGUGAUUGACAAUGAAGAGGAUAUAACAGUGGAUGUUUCGAACCAAGAUCCGGUAUUGGACUCGUCUCUUCAUAGAGACGAAGAACCAACUUUCCUGCAGGAGGAAGUGAUUGAAAUUAUUGACGAACCGGAAAACGAUCGACUGAUGGGAUCAUCCCCUUACCGUUCCGGUGUGAUUUUGGGGCCAGUUUUAAUUGACGAGGAGCCGGAGAUUAUUGUGGACGUUAUGAGCGAAGUACCUCGUCCGGCAUUCGACCCUUCGCUCCAUUUGAUGGCCGAACCCGUCAUCUAUCACCCACAACCAGUGCCGAUAGAUGACAUCAUCGAGUUAGAAAUGGCCAUCGACGACGAACUGGUAAAGAGGAAGAAGAGAACACUCCAAAAAUCUAAUAAUGUCCAUCCGGAAUCAAAAGAGUCGCAACUGGGACUCGACGAUGAGGACUUGAUUGAUUCAAACGUCGGCAUGUACCGGCAAAAGAAACGGGCCAGAAAGAUUCCACGCCACAAGACCCUACUGGAAAAUCCAAUCAACACCACUUAAUACUAAACUCCAAGCGAUUUUAAUUUGAUUUAAUUAAAUGAAAAUUUACUCAAUUUUAAUGUUACUACAUCAUAAUAAUAAGUUGAAUAAACAAGAAAAUUAAAG